Messenger RNA from Phytomonas sp. EM1, 2052 nucleotides. The record is from the annotation of a GenBank genome assembly. NCBI's taxonomy places the organism in Eukaryota, Euglenozoa, Kinetoplastea, Trypanosomatida, Trypanosomatidae.
AUGAAGAUUAAGAAGAAAGAGUUGCGCAAAGGGCUGGCUCAGCUUCCUAUCAACUACCCAGACCCCGAAAUUCUGCCCGAUGCUUUACCAGGUGGCAGAAUCGACAUGGAAGCUGAAAUGGUUCAGGUUGAAUUGCUCUGUAAACGGUUAGCGCAUAACGAGGUGGCGGUUCGUGAUGCGGCACUCGCGGAGGUGCCAAGGUACCUCACUCGCUUGACUGUAGGAAUGGAGCAGAUGGAGGAGUCGUAUGAGGAGGAGAUCUUGCAAGUCCGCACCUACUUUACCGAACACCCCAAAGCCGUUAACCCCUAUCACUAUGAUAACGUACCUCGGGCACUGGAUGAAUUUCGUGAAAAAUUUCAGCAACGUGAGCGAAAAGAGCGCCGGCGCAUGGCGUUAGAAUCUUUGCACUUGCAGCGUAAACGGGAGCAAUUAGAGAGAGAAUCGUGGGGGCGAUUUGACGUGGACGUCGUUCCCUCGUCUUCUACUGAGGUUACCGAGCGUGAAGAGGGGAAAGCAAGGGUGACAACUAGCGAUAAGUACGGUUUGGCUUCUAGCGCUAAUGGUGCGUUGAGCACUGCGCAGGAGCAUAGGGAAAGGUACCAGACGUGGGUGUUGACGUGGUCUGAUCUGGAGUUGGUCCUCCUGAAGCUCAGUCGUGGGAUCUUUUUCUGUUUAUGGCAUUCGGACAAGCCGUUGGUGCAGUUGGAAUGUGCUCAGCGUAUAGCGAAUUUGUUGCACGCUCCUCGCACGAUCCGCUGCAAGAACCUGUUUUAUGGAGCUAUUUUUCGUGUUCUGUCGAGGGAGUGGCCAACAAUCGAUCGGUAUCGUAUGGAUAAGUACUUGGCUCUGGUGCGUAAGCUUAUUUUCGAAUGGAUCAGUCUAAUCAAGAAUUUAGAGGAAACCGAGGAGGCUGUUGGUGGUCAGGAUGAAACCCUGUAUCUUCCUAGAAAAGGAAAGACUGUCUCAGCAGGGGUAGCCAUGGAAAACUUGAAAUCAAAAGCUGCUGUCUCAAAGUCUAUCAAACGGGCUCGACAUGUCGCAGAGGAUAUGAACCCUUCAGAAGGGCAUGAUAAAUCUGAAGAGACUGCUGAUAUAACCGCUUCUCCGACCGCCAUUGGGAUUCCACGACGGUACAUUAAACUCUAUUACUCGAAUCGUCAGGUACUUAUGCAAACCUUACUGGAGUUUUUUUACAUUUUCCAAGAGCAAAUCUUUCCAAAGAGAACGAGUACGGGCUUGACGAUGCAUAUUUGCGAUGUAGCCUUUGACGAAUUGUCGAGAGCCUGUAUAUCGCGAAAUCUGUUUCUGACGUUGUCGGCUGGCAUUCCUCUAUACGCAAUGAGCCAGGGGAAUUAUAUCGAGAAGCGUGUUUUGGAUAAUUUUUUCCCACCCUUGGCAGGCGGUGUGUACACAAAACAAAGGGAAAAACAGUUGUUCGAGCGGAAAUUGCAUCUUGUCAGGGGUAGCCGCAAAUCUGCUGCUAAAAAGGCAAAUACGAAGAAGAACACGAGGGAACAAGAAAGUAGAAAUGAGGAGGAAUGGCAUAAGGAAGCUAGGAAAGCUGCAGAAGGCGAUACAAAGACUAUUUUACUAGAGAUAGCAAAGUGUUGCCAGCUGUACGCAGUCGCCAGAGGAACGGUUUACGCAGUUCGAGUGAUGUUUUCUGAAGCAGAGCUAGUACUUCAGCAAGCCGCUGAUCCUGAUGCACACCAGAGCCUUACUCCCAUUGCCCAGCGUCGCCGCUUAGAAAAGGAGAUUGAUGAAAUGAAUGAAACCCGAAAAAUCGUCAAGUCUGAGCGCGCAACACUUCUCCAACAAAAGCGUAAAGACAAGAAGCAAGCGCUUUUCACAAAGGUUAAGCUGCAAAGGAAGGCCACGCGGGAAGUCCAUAACGGUGACGAUUGCAGUCCUGAAAAAGGCAUCUUGGAGGAAGGGUUAAGGAAAAAAAAGAAGAUGCCCCGUAAUACAAAGCGGAAAAAGAAUUACCAGCUGACAAAAAAGGAUCUCUACAGUGAUCACGAUGACGACGAUACACACGAGAAAUUAUAA